AUGGCGACUGAUCAGUUCAAGGCAAAGACUUUAUUCGAUUUGAUGAAGCAUCACUUCGAAACCGAAGAGGGUAAACUGCUUUGCAAGAAAGUUAAUCUCGUUUACCAGAUCAAUCUCGCACCCAAGUUUACGGUUGAAGCUCAUCUUCAUGUUUCAAAUGUUCAAGUUAUUGAUCUAGUCACAGGGAAGCCUUGUAAAGUUGGUAUUAAGUAUCUUGAAGAUGGAACCAAAGUAAGAGUAUCCAGAGGCCUGGGUGCAUCAGGAUCCAUUAUUUCUCGUCUUGAGAUAUUGAAGAUAAGGACUACGCCAAGGCCUAUAGUUGCUGGUCCAAAGGUUACUCCAAUGGAUGUUGUGAUGGAGAAGACUUAUGAUGCAAAAAUAGGGCGAGGCAUGCCUGAACUUUGA
Messenger RNA from Humulus lupulus (European hop), 405 nucleotides. RefSeq lists its product as uncharacterized. Gene Ontology annotation, molecular function: structural constituent of ribosome. Gene Ontology annotation, cellular component: ribosome; mitochondrion. The coding region runs from base 1 to 405 and encodes 134 amino acids. Gene Ontology annotation, biological process: translation. Lineage: Eukaryota; Viridiplantae; Streptophyta; Magnoliopsida; Rosales; Cannabaceae. The transcript has 4 exons. The record is from RefSeq and is a predicted model, not a curated record.